AUUUGCCUUUGCACCCCAUUCAGGAAUUUUUCUUCGCAAAAUAUUGUAAAUAGGGUGCAAAGUCUAAAAGUUUUGAAAAUGAGGUGCAAAGUCCAAUAUCAAUUAAAAAGUGGGGUGCAAACUCAAAAUUCCCCAUAAAAAAAUCAACCAUAAUCCAUAUACAAUGCACCCUUUAAUACUCUCAUACUCUCUAUCUUGAUUUAAGCUUCUCAAUGGCAUGAUUAUUUAAAUAAUAAUUAAAUGAUCCUUCUUCGCGAACAUGAAGUACUUGGUCCACCUCUUUUUUGAAGGUGAGGAAAAUUUAUCCUCUUAGCUUCCUUGUAAACUCUACUUUCUUCCUACUUUCUUCCUAUUUAUAGGACAUUUGUUUACGAAGUCACACACAAUUCUCCCUACAACACAUUAUCUCUUCUCUCCCCCAUCAUCGUUCCUCUGUUCCGCCUUUGGUAGCACUAACAGCUGCAGGUUAGAAACUAGAUCUGUAGGAAAAAUGGAUGGCCAUCAUCUGAUGUGUCGUUCAUGGCUUCAUCCGCAAGAAGUUCCUAUUAGCGUUUUCCCGUUCUGUUCUUCUGUCUACCACUCUGACAUACUCGUUGAGAAUGGACCAUAGUCGGGCGUUGGGUAGUCUCCUAGGCAUUGCAGCUCGCCUCCUCAGCCAACUGCCAUCUCAAUCGGGUGACCUGCCGGCUGCCGCAAGUACUUUGUGUAGCCAGACCGUUCAGCCACCGAUUAAGGUUCAUCCGGUUACCCCCUCCGAUUUGAGGCAAAGUGACGAUAAACGCUGCAGCAGAGGAGAAAUGGCUGAUGGGAAAUGCGAGCAGACCGAGAUCUGAACAAGCAUUGGACCAUCCUUCAAGCGCUGCAACAUCGCCUCCUCCAUAUAUACAUACAUCUCUUAUCAUUUCUUCAAUUCUUGCAUGAUAUCUUGAUUAUUUGUUUAUAUUCAUAUUUACUAUAGUGGUAUUGGUCCACCUCACUACUGGGCCAUCCCUGAGCUGCCUUUGGUCCACCUCAUUUAAGGAGUUGGUCUCCUAUUUAAUGCCCUGGCCCAAUUGGGCUGUCUACCCGACCAAGCCCAUUCCUACCCUGUUUGUCUUAUACCCAGCCCAUCCCGUGUGGCCCUCUCUUAUAUUGUCUUGGUGUUCUGGAAUCCUCCUAUUUCAGCCUCUCCACCUUCUCUCUAAACGAUGACUCUUCGGUUCAGUUACCCUAGACCUAGAGUGAGAGAGUGCCGGUUUCCUCUGAGCUUUAGCUCCGGCUUUGCUCCGGUGAAACCUUGGGGUUCCUAUUGGGGUCUUCACUCUAGUCUGGUAGUGUGGUGGGUUAUCUUUCCUCCGGUAGGUUUUCUGGGCUGGGGUCUGGGUUCUGAGUGUGAGGGUUAGCUGGCUGCCGCCCUUUCGUCUUCCCUGGUUGUACCCCUGGUGGUGAGUGUGAGCAAGCCUUUGGGCUUUGUGGUGAUUGAGGUCUGAGCCGGUCCGGUUUUCUAACAGUGGUAUCAGAGCCUGGACGUUGCUGCCUCUCUCGGACACCGGAAGCUCACCGGAGAACUCCCACACCGGUAACGUCUGGAGACUCCAUCGGAGAAGGUAAGUCGGGUUGUCUCUCCGUGACACCCGCUCAGGUAUAAACUUAAACUCUAAUCCUUGGGCUGCCGGAGUGCCACCGGCUUCUGUGAUGCAUGGGUGUUCUGAAACCCUAGGUUGAGGAACUACCGAUUAGAAACCCUAGUUUCUUAACCAUUGCAUGUGUAGUUUUUUGUUUAGACAAAAUCUGCAGAAACCCUAGGUUGGUGAUAUAGUGCAUGAGUGGUCCAAUCUGUGUCGAACUUGGCCACUGAUAUAUGUGAACUUGUCUGUGUUAAAUUUAUCCUCUGUGUGAUAACCUCUGAACCUGCCUCUGUAUUGCUGUAGUGUGCCCUAUUUUCUGCUGUAUUAUUUUUGUAUUAUUUCUCUGCUCAGUCAGUCUAUCAACUUUUCUUCCGCUUCUUUGUGUUGAGUUCUGGUAAUUGUGUGGCUUCCUAACCCCUGGUUGGCUAGGGAACCUGAGGUUAGUGCUAAGUGAUUCCCUGCCAGCCACUUCAGUGGCCCCGGAACUACGUGGUCACUUAGUCCGUAACCCAAACCACCAGGGUUAAGCCUUUAUAUUACCUGUAUCUCUGUAGUUGUGUUGUGACUGUUAUCAUGGCUUCAAACCAGUAUGGUAUGAUGCCUUUUAAUGGUAAGACUGACUUUGACAUUUGGAAACAGAAGAUAAAAUGUGUGUUAAUACAACAGAAAGUUCAUAGAGCUAUUACUGGGCAAUACUUAGAAACUGAGGAAAAACCCAAACAAGUUGAAAUGAAUGAAAUAGCCUGCUCAACCAUAUAUUUAAACUUGUCUGACUCUGUCCUUAGAAAGGUUGGAGUCAUUGAGUCUGCUAAAGACCUCUGGGAUAAACUUGAGUCUCUAUAUACUGAUACUUCCCUUCCUGGCAAAUUGUUUUUGUUGGAAAAGUUUUUUAGGUUUAGACUUGACCUAACAAAAGAUAUUGAUGAAAACCUAGACGUUUUUAACAAACUAAUCCAAAACAUUAAGCAGGCUGGGGAUAAACAUAUAGAUGACUACACUGCCAUAGUCUUAUUGAAUGCUAUACCUGAUUCCUAUAAUGAUGUUAAGUCUGCCAUUAAAUAUGGGAGGGAUGACAUAACCCUUGAUAUUGUUAUUAAUGGCCUGAGAAGUAAAGAACUUGACUUAAAACAUUCUAGGAACCAUCAUAAGGAAUCUGGGGAAGCUUUGUUUGUUAGGGGAAGGUCUAAAAGCAGGUCUAAAAACCCUAAAAAGGACAAUCAGGAUAAGAAUGGUAGACAACCUAGCAAGAAAAGGCAUAAGUCUAGGAAAAGGGUGUGCUAUAACUGUGGGAACCCAGAUCAUUUCAUAAAAGACUGUACCCAACCCAAAAGAAAUGAACAGGCCAACUCUGUGACUGAUAAGGAAAUUAGUGAAGAAGUGUUCAUGGUCUGUGAUCAGGCUAAUUCUGUCCUAAGCAACCUAACUGAACUUGAAUGGUUAAUAGAUUCAGGUUGUACCUACCACAUGACUCCUUUUAAAAAUCUGUUUGCUUCUUAUAGUGCUUGUGAUUCUGGUUGUGUGUCCCUAGCUGACAAUAAGAAGUGUAAGGUCCAUGGUGUGGGUGACAUAAGUCUUAAGUUUGAAAAUGGAACUGUUUUCAAAUUAAAAAAUGUUAGACAUGUCCCUGAUCUUAGGCACAACCUGCUUUCUGUUUCUGUUUUUGAAGAAUGUGGUCUUGAGGGUAAAUGGGGAAAUGGGUGUAUGAAGAUUUUGAAAAUCUCCCUUGUUUUGUUUAAGGCUUUGAAACAAAAUAACCUUUAUGUUGUGCAUGCCAAACCUUUUUCUGAAAAUGCUAAUGUUGUAGUCAGUGACAAGUCUGUGCUUUGGCACCAAAGACUGGGUCACAUGAGUAAUAGAGGAUUAAAUAUUUUGAAACAAACUGGAUGUUUUGGUAAUGACUUGGUGUCACCCAUACCUUUCUGUGAGGGUUGUGUCCUAGGUAAACAACAUAGGGUUCAGUUUCCUGUUUCUAGCUAUUCUAGUGAGCCUAAGUCUAAAGCUGUCCUUGACUACAUACAUGCAGAUGUAUGGGGUCCUUCCAGCGUCCCUACCCAUGGGGGUAGGAGGUAUUUUCUGUCCAUAAUUGAUGACUUUUCUAGAAAAGUCUGGGUCUGUUUGUUAGAACAUAAAUCUGAUGUGUAUGUUAGGUUUAAAGAAUGGAAAAUUAUGGUAGAAAAUCAAACUGGAUGUAAGGUUAAAACCCUUAGAAGUUAGAACUGACAAUGGCUUAGAAUUCUGCAAUAAGGAUAUGGAUAGGUUGUGUGUUGAGAGUGGGAUUAGGAGACACAAAACUGUGCCCUAUACUCCCCAACAGAAUGGCUUAGCUGAGAGAAUGAAUAGGACCCUCCUAGACAAGGUUAGGAGUAUGCUUGCCACUUCUGGCCUCCCCAAGAAGUUUUGGGGAGAAGCUGUGAAUACUGCCACCUACCUGAUAAACAGAUCCCCCUCUGUACCUUUAGAAGGUAAGUGUCCUGAGUCUGUCUUCUCUAAGAAACCCCUGGACUUGUCAAACUUAAAAGUGUUUGGGUGUGCUGCCUAUGUACAUCAACAGACUGAUAAGUUGGACCCUAGGUCUAAGAAAUGCAUUUUCUUAGGAUAUCCUGAAGGUGUUAAAGGAUAUAGGAUCUGGGAUAGGAACCAGAGUGGUUUUAAGGUCAUUAUAAGCAGAAAUGUUGUGUUCAAUGAAAGUGAUUUUCCCUGCUUAGUUAAAAAUGUGACUGACCCUCAAACUGUGCAUGAUGGCACCUCUCCUAGUGAGGUGGAGCCUAUCCAGACCACUGCUGCCCCUCUGUUAAAUGAGUCUAUUACUCCUGAUUUGACCAACACUAUGCAUGACACCCACUCCACCUCUAGUGAGGUGGAGCAGCCCAGUGGUAAUGAUGAAACUUUGCAUGAUGUGAUUGUUCAAUCUGAUUUUGCUGAUAAUGAAGAACUUGGAGAGAUCCAAGUUGAGAAUGAAAGUCUAGAUGAUUAUGUGUUAGCCAGAGAUAGGACUAGAAGAAACAUUAAGAGGAUUUCUGAUAGCAUGACUGACUAUGCAUUUCACCUGUAUGAUACUUCAUUAUUUGCUUUCUCUGUUUUUGAAACUCUUGAGUUGAAUGAGCCUAAAACCUACCAGGAAGCCCUUGCCUCUAGAGAAUCUAAAAAUUGGCUAUGUGCUAUGCAAAGUGAGAUAGAUUCUCUUAAGUUGAAUAAAACCUGGACCCUAGUUCCUAGGACUCCUAAUUGUUCUGUUGUUGAGUGCAAAUGGCUUUUCAAAGUUAAAGAAGAACCAAAUGACAUUAGGUUUAAAGCUAGGUUAGUGGCUAAAGGUUUCACUCAAAAGGAAGGGGUAGACUAUGCUGAAAUUUUUGCUCCAGUAGUAAAAUUCACAACAAUUAGGAUGAUGCUUGCCCUAGUUGCCCAUAAUGACUGGGAGAUGAAGCAGAUGGAUGUUACCACUGCCUUCCUGCAUGGUGAACUAGAUAAACAGAUUUUCAUGAGCCAACCUGAGGGUUUCAUUGACCCUAAGUACCCUAGACAUGUCUGUCUACUUAGGAAGGCCCUCUAUGGCCUGAAACAGUCUCCCAGACAAUGGAAUAUCAAGUUUGACCAGUGUAUGUCUUCCCUGAGUUUCAAAAGGUCUGAUUCUGACCCUUGUUUGUAUUUUAAGAAUACUGCCUCUGUACCUGUUUUCUUGUUGAUCUAUGUUGAUGAAAUGCUUAUCAUUAGCCCCUCUGUGAAUGCUAUUAAGAUAGUUCAAAAGUGCCUUUGUGAAAACUUUGCUAUGAAAGAUCUUGGAGAUGCUAAGAGAAUCCUAGGGAUUAAUAUUCUUAGGGAUAGGAGUAGGUGUACCCUUACCCUGAACCAAACCUCCUAUCUUGAAAAGGUCUUGAAAAAAUUCAAAAUUGACUCUGCCCAACCUGUGAAUGUUCCCUUAGCAUCCCAUUUUGUGCUAAGCAAGGAUCAGUCCCCAAGGACUGGUCCUAAGAUAGAUAGGAUGAAGGCUGUACCCUAUUCCAGUGCUAUAGGGUCAGUCAUGUAUCUCAUGGUAAGCACAAGGCCUGAUAUAGCUUAUGCUGUCAGUUGCUUAAGUAGAUAUAUGGCAAACCCUGGUAUGUCUCACUGGACUGCCCUUAAAUGGCUCCUUAGAUACCUUAGGGGUACACCUUCUCAUGGUCUUGUGUUUUCUAAAACUGAAACUGGCAUUUUACUUACUGGCUAUGUUGACUCCAAUUAUGCAAAUGAUAGGGACAAUAGAAAGUCUACUACUUCCUACAUUUUUACUCUUUGUGGUUCCUGCAUAAGUUGGAAAUCUCAACUACAACCUAUUGUUGCACUGUCCACUACUGAAUCUGAAUAUGUGGCAACCACUGAGGCCUUUAAAGAGGCUAUUUGGCUUAAACGAAUGCUAACUGAAAUUGGUUUUCUUAAGCAGGCUGUGACAGUGUACUCUGAUAGCCAGUCUGCUAUCCAAUUCUGCAAGAAUCCUGUAUUCCAUGACAGGACCAAGCACAUUGAUGUCAGGUUUCAUUUUAUUAGAAAUAUUGUGGAUGCAGGUUGGAUAAAGCUGUCCAAGAUACCUUCAGAAUUUAACCCUGCAUAUAUGGGGACUAAAUGUCUCACUUUUGAAAAACUGUUGUCUUGUAAACGUAUUCUUAAUUUAGAUUGUGGCUAGAUAAGAACUGUAAAACAAGAAAAACGGCGAUGAUGAUUCUCCCUUUCACGUUAUGCUCUACACCACCAGGGGGACCAAUAAGGUGGAGAUUGUAGUGGUAUUGGUCCACCUCACUACUGGGCCAUCCCUGAGCUGCCUUUGGUCCACCUCAUUUAAGGAGUUGGUCUCCUAUUUAAUGCCCUGUCCCAAUUGGGUUGUCUACCCGACCAAGCCCAUUCCUACCCUGUUUGUCUUAUACCCAGCCCAUCCCGUGUGGCCCUCUCUUAUAUUGUCUUGGUGUUCUGGAAUCCUCCUAUUCCAGCCUCUCCACCUUCUCUCUAAACGAUGACUCUUCGGUUCAGUUACCCUAGACCUAGAGUGAGAGAGUGCCGGUUUCCUCUGAGCUUUAGCUCCGGCUUUGCUCCGGUGAAACCUUGGGGUUCCUAUUGGGGUCUUCACUCUAGUCUGGUAGUGUGGUGGGUUAUCUUUCCUCCGAUAGGUUUUCUGGGCUGGGGUCUGGGUUCUGAGUGUGAGGGUUAGCUGGCUGCCGCCCUUUCGUCUUCCCUGGUUGUACCCCUGGUGGUGAGUGUGAGCAAGCCUUUGGGCUUUGUGGUGAUUGAGGUCUGAGCCGGUCCGGUUUUCUAACAUUUACGUAAUUUAGCUUACAAUAAAUAGAUUAAACAAUGACUAAAUAAGAGAAUUUGCAAAAUGAAGACUAAUAUGUAAUACCUUUAAGUUUUAUAUAACUCGAGUUUGUUAACUUUUUAUUUAGUUGUUCAAAAAAUUGAUUAUUCUAUUUAAAGUAAGUGAUUUAUAAUGCUAAGUUUUUUUUAUAGAUACGUGAAAGAGUUCUACUAAGUAAUUCAUGUUCUUAUAUUAUUAAAUUUAUGCCCAAGUAAUGCUACAGUUUUGAAAAAUUGUUUUUAUGUUUUUCUUAAAUAAUAAGAAAGUAAUCAUAUGAUAUAUUAUAGAUAUUAUUAUUGAUUAUUGAUGGAGUAUGUGGGACUAGACCCCAGGGCCCACAUACUCGGAAGAACAGAAGGUACCACGACCACCUGGUGGGACCUCCGUCGGCCAGAUGACCCCCAUCGGCCAGAAAGAAGUCUACUCAGAAUGUGAUCCAUAAGGCAAGAAGAGCCGGGUGACCUCGUCGGCCGGGUCUUCGUCGGCCAUGCCCUCGUUGGCCAUAGACCGCAUCCAGAACAAGAUUUACACUUAAUCUUUUCUAUGCACUUUGUAUCCGGCCCAUUAGUGACCCUAUUGUAAAUGGGCCUCCCAAGCCCAAGACUUGGGAGCUCAGUCCUAAUUUUUCCUAUAAAUACUCCCUCUCUAGAUAGCACUUAUAGCACUUGGGAGUAGUUGUAGGGGUUCACAAAAUCAUUAAUAUAGAGCAAUUAUAGCACUUCUCUCUCUAGCUCUUCCUUCUCUCUAGAUAUACAAUCUAUCAUUUGGUGCUUUCAUUGAGCCACCACGACGACAUGGAGCCACCACGAAAUGUGAAGGAGGUACAACGGCUGACGGGACGCCUUGCGACCCUAAACCGUUUCCUCUCAAAAUCGGCUGAAAGGUCUCUCCCUUUCUUUCAGAUCAUGCGCAAGGCAAUCGGCUUCAGGUGGACGACGGAGUGCUAGCAUUUAAGGAACUAAAGCGGUACUUAUCGUCCCAUCCGGUGCUGUCCAAACCCAAAGCCGGUGAAACCCUCUUUUUGUACUUGGGGGUGAGCACGUCGCCCAUCAGCUCCGUGUUCAUCCACGAAGACGAAGGGGUACAGAAGCCAAUUUUCUACGUAAGCAAGACGUUGCGGGAGGCCGAGCUCAGGUACUCCCCCAUUGAGAAGACGGUACCGGCCAUCGUCCAUACAGUGAAAAAGCUAGGGCACUACUUCCAGGCCCAUGCCGUCCACGUCUUAACUCAGCAACCCCUCGGCGCACUCAUGCGGAACCCCACCAGUUCCUCACGAAUGGUGAAAUGG
Messenger RNA from Cuscuta europaea, 8215 nucleotides. Lineage: Eukaryota; Viridiplantae; Streptophyta; Magnoliopsida; Solanales; Convolvulaceae. The record is from the annotation of a GenBank genome assembly.